AUGUCACAAGAUUUACGGAAAAGGUCGACUACGGCCUUGGAUAAGCGUAAUGUCCGUAUCAAGCGAGAAUCUACCACUACAGGAGAAAGUGGUAAUUGUGACUGCUCUGACAAUGAGAUGCUACUUGAUGAAAAAAGAGUGGCACUGUCAGAUGAACACGAAAAUGGUGCGUGUGACUCCCUUGAAGCCACUGCCGCUGCUGAAGAACAGAAUAUGUCUGAGUGCUGCUCGGAUGGGAUUCUCCUUAACGACCCUCACGUCGAAGAUGACCAUCGUAUAUUUGGGUGUGAGGGAAACUCAUGCAUCAGUGUUCCUAUGCAUCGUUUACUGAGUGAAGAAGAUGAAGGUGACGAUGAUGAUCACCGAGCGGGUGAGGUAGAAAUGGGGCUUGAUAAAAAUGAACAAGGUGAAAAUGCUUCACUCCAAUCAUCUACUCCCGCUUCUCAUAAAGAGUCGGCUUCGCGCACUCGUCUCGUUAUCUCUCACAUAGAUGUUGAGAAUUUCAAGUCUUACUAUGGCCAACACCGCAUUGGACCAUUCCACAAGACGUUCAGUGCCGUGAUUGGACCUAACGGUUCUGGUAAGUCCAAUGUCAUCGACUCGAUGUUGUUUGUUUUUGGCCGAAGUGCACGAAAAAUUCGUCUGGAAAAACUAUCAGAAGUAAUUCAUAACUCUGCCGCACACCCAGAUGUCAGUUAUGCCUCGGUCACUGUGUGCUUUGUUCGCGUGAAGGAGACGCUUGAGGAGGCCACAGACCCGACCCAACGCGAGGAGGUUAAAAAUAGCGAGCUUCGGAUUACGCGCGAGGUCUUUCGAAGCGGCGUCUCACAGUAUUAUAUUGACGGUGUCCGUCAGACACAGAAAAGUGUCAUGGAGUGCUUGAUACAGCAUGGGGUUGAUCUCGAGCACAAUCGGUUCCUAAUCCUGCAAGGAGAAGUAGAACAAAUUGCACUGAUGAAGCCAAAAGCAGAGAAAGAAGGCGAGGAGGGUUUAUUGGAGUAUCUAGACGAUCUCAUCGGAACUAGUGAUUAUGUUGAGCGCAUUUCAGCGGCGACGAGGUCAGCUGAAGCUGCGCAGCUAGAGCGUCUGGACGCCCUUGACAGGGAACACAAGCUCAGGGCUGAGCGCGAGGCCCUGGACGAUGCUAAGAACUCAACUAUGGCCUUCGUUAUUAAGGAUAACCAGUUGCAGAAGACCCUGAUUGUAAUGUGUCAGCUUCGUAUGCGUGGAAUUGAAGAACGACUAGCUGAACCACGUCGUUUACUAGAGGAGAUCGAUUCCCGUAUUGGUACUUUGCAAGAAGACCUCGACGCUCGACGUGAGGCCAAACUGAAGGCGGAGGAAGAGAUUUCGCAACGCAAGAAAGAGGUAACGGAGGUCCUCAAGGAGAGGGACGCAGUCCGAACGAAGAAACAAAAUUGUGAAGUUCUUCUUGAGAAACUCAAGUCCAGUGCGCAGGACCAGGAACGAACACACCUCAAAGUGGUUGAACAGAUAGAAAAGUUCAAAAAUGACGUGCAGGAAGCGCAGAUGCUUCAGCAAGACGCGGAACGUGAGGCUGCUAUACAUCAGCAAAACUAUGAUGAGGCUAUUCAAGAUGUGAGUAGGCUCCAGACCUCACACGAUGAACUUUCACUUAAACUGUUGCCCCAGCUACGACCACUACGUCAGGAACUCGAUGAAAAGAAGAAACUCUUCGCGCCCUACGACCGGGCCGUAACCGAAGCGACUGAGCAACUCAACUCCGCUCAGCAGCGUUUAAAUGCUCUGCACGAACUGAAGCAUGAAAAGCUCCAACAACUGCAGCAAACUGAACAGUCCGCUUCACAACACAGUGUCCGAAUCGAAGAACUGAAUCGCAUUGUUCGUGAAGCCGAGGGCAGUGAGCACAGGGACGAGCUUCUAAGAAUGCAGGACCUGUUGACUGAGUCCACUCAACGCAAAUACGCCAUCAAUAGCCUCAUUAGCGAGUUGAAGAACGCAUACCGUGAGGGCGAGGCGGAUGACCGGGCAAUGGAAUUCUUGCUUUCUCAGCGGAACCUCAAAGGCUACUACGGCACUCUGCGCCAGUUGGGUCGCAUCGAUGAUGCCUACGACGUUGCCGCCGGUGUUGCCAGCAACGCCUGGGGCUUUCACGUUGUAGAGGACCGCGCCACGGCAACUGCAGCGCUGGAGGCACUUAAAAGAAACAACAUGGGCCGUGCCACCAUGAUGGUGAUUAGCGAGGUGACACGUGAGGUUGGGGAACGGAUGCAGCGACCGUUUGCCCAACCUAAUCCCAAGGCUAAGCGACUUUUUGACCUGAUCAAACCAACAAAUGAGAAGUUUAGGCCCGUUUUCUAUCAGGCUGUGCGGGAUACCAUGGUGGUAUCGACGCUUGCAGAGGCACGUGAGACCGCCUUCCACAGUAAUCAGCGUGUGGGCGGUCAUAAUUCGCAGCCAUCGCGACGAUUUCGCGUUGUUACGCUUAAAGGGGAGCUGGUGGAGCCGUCUGGUGUUAUUACCGGUGGUGGUAAUGCUCCGCGCGGUGCGAAGCUAAAGGCCGCUCGCUCACCGCAAGACAAGCUCGCCGUUAAGGAGGAACUGCAGCGGCUUCAACAAGAGCUGGUCCAGGCGGCUGAGGAAGAACGUGCGGCGCAGCUUCGCCUGCAUCAACUGCGUGAAACCCAAACUCGGCUGUCGCCAGAGCAGGUGCGUCGUCUGAAGGCUGAGCAACGCACCCUAUCUGUUACCAUGGACCACGAGCUGGCGCGUAUCCAGACACUUAAGCAGGAGUACAGUCGCGUAUGUGAAGAAGAGAAGGAAAAGCAUUUGACCCUUCAGGACGCUGUUGAUGCGUGUCAGAAACGGCUCCUCCGGGCGAAGCAAACCCGUGAGGAGCAUCAUCACGACAUCGAGGCACUGGAAGCGAGGAUCGAAGAAGCGGGUGGCGAGACCUUCAGAGAUUUAACAGAGACAUUAAAGAAGGUUCGAGAUACUCAAGAAGCCGAGGAGGUGGCGCUUCGAGAGUGCCGCCGGCGAAUACAAAAACUCCGCGCAAAGCAAGAACGAGUACAACGUGACAUACUGGAACGUGAAAAACGUCUCAUGGAGCUUAAAGCUGAAGACGAAAGUGGAAGUAAGGAAAAGAUCGCACAAUGCACGGUGCAGGUGAAGGAGCUCGAGGACCAACUCCAUACCGCCGAAGAAGCUUUGGCUAAAGCCCAGGCUUCCAGCAACAACGCCAAGGCCGCAAUGUUGGAGUUGAACAGCGCCCUUUCCGAAGCUCAGGCCAAGUUGGAGGAUGAAAAGAGGUACCGGAGGACGCAGUCCGCAAAGAUGGCAGACGCUCUCCAGGAACUAGCGAAAUUUGCACAGAAAAUCGAAGGCUGUGAGGAAAAAAUCAAAGAGAACGCCGAGCUUUAUGGAAUUGAGACCUUGCAGCUGGAGGGUGUUGGGGACGAAAACAGUCCUGAUGACGGCGAUACAAUGUCCAACGAAGAGCAAGAUGAGGAAGGUGAUGAUAAUCGACGAGCUUCUUUUUCCAAAAAAAAGCACUCCUGGAGGCGAAGGCACACCAAUCGAGGAGAUGCUGACGAAAAUGACGACGACAGUAGACAGAAUAAUGAGGCAGCCACUGUGAGUAUGGAAUCAGGCGCAUCCCAUAUCACUAUGGAGCAAGUGAAGAGAAUGUCCUUCCGGCUCCAACCUGAAGAGCUUGAUCGCUGCGACUACGAGCGAUCUGUGCAUCUUGCUAAGACGUUAAGUGAGGAAACGAAGCGUCUUCACAGUGAGAUUGACUUUCGUGCUGUGGCCCUGUGGCGGGAACGCGAUGUAGCCCAUCGGGAAGCUCUGGCUGUGUAUGAGGCAAAAAAGCACACCUCAGACGAGCUCGAAGGGCAGCUAAAUGAGCUAAAACAUGUCCGCCGCAAGGCCUUUAUGGAAGUUUUUGAGAAUAUUCGAAAGAAGUUGAAGGAGGUGUACCAGUACCUUACCCACGGUGGCGAUGCAGAUAUGGAACUUAUGGAUGUUAACGACCCCUUCGCAGGUAUUUUGUUCGUUGUGAGGCCCCCCAAGAAGUCCUGGAAGCAGAUCUCAAAUCUAUCCGGUGGUGAGAAAACCCUCUCAAGCCUCGCGCUGAUUUUUGCUCUCCACCAUAUCAAACCCACACCGAUUUAUGUCAUGGAUGAAAUCGAUGCCGCACUUGAUUUUAGGAACGUCUCCAUCGUAUCAAACUACGUGCUGCGCCAGGCCACCGACGCCCAGUUCAUAAUCAUCUCGUUGCGCAACAACAUGUUUGAGAUGGCCCACCAGCUCGUGGGGGUGUGUAAGGUAAAGGACGUGACGGCCACGUUUGCCUUUAUGCCCCGUCGCUUUGAGCGUGUCGUGCGCGACAUGCUGCUCGCGAAACAGAUGCGGCGGAGAUCUCAUCGGCUGAGUCAAGAAGAAGGUGGACGUCCAAAAUCAACGCAUAAGGUUAACACUACUAGUCAUGGUAGUCCUCCCAAGAGGAACGACACUCAGGGUGAGGUUACUAAGCUCAGCAAUCAAAAUAAUGUAAACAUAUCGGUGGUCAAUACAAAGCGUUCCUCAUGGCUUGAGUGUGCUACCGACUUGCCACAUGAUGAUGCAUCUCAUGGAGUUGACCCUGAAGAGAGCAUGAAUGAAGAUAUCAGAAGGCACCCUCCCCAUCGAAAAAGUGUCCGUUUCAGCGAUGAAUGCGUAAACAAAGAAAAUACUGAAAUAAAAUAG
This is a messenger RNA of Phytomonas sp. EM1, 4731 nucleotides long. The record is from the annotation of a GenBank genome assembly. NCBI's taxonomy places the organism in Eukaryota, Euglenozoa, Kinetoplastea, Trypanosomatida, Trypanosomatidae.